CCACCGAAUCAUUAUUUGCGAGUAGGCACGUUAAUCUAUGCUAUAUUAGGUUUACCUCUCUUCACCGCAUUUAUAGGUUAUCAAAUAGAUUUCGUAAAACAUGUGGAGAACUGCAUGAAGAAAAAUGAAUUUGUAAAAAACUACUUGGGAGGCGGCACUACAAUAAAUGCUUGCAUGGGCGUAGUCAUGCUUACUGUCGCUCUAAUCUACAGCAAAAUAACUUUGAUAAUGGUUAACGAGGAGAAGAAAAACCCAGAGAUACACCACGAUCUAGCAGUUAUAGGAGAACUAGAUCACUGGGACUACUUUACAACGAUCUACUUCACCUUCCAGACCGUGUCCACCAUAGGAUUCGGAGACGAGUUUAUCUACAGUCCUGAGAAAGGCACUAUGAGUUUUAUUAAACCUAUCUUCAUCAUCUUAUUCACGGCCUUCCUCAUCGCUUUAUUCGCUCACAUAUUUGGCAAAAUACAAAGACGGAUGGACAAAAAGGCAGCGAAAAAGAGCGUGGAAUCGUCAAUAGCGCUGCAAGGUAUGUCCAAAAGUGUUAAAAAGGCGUCCCAAGCGGUAAACCACAAAAUGUUGUUUGGGUCCGACGAACCUUCCGAAAUUCUGAAACGAUUGCAAGCCCUUAGAGACGAGAAUGGACAAAAUGACGGUUUUGAUGCAAUGCUUAUGGGGAGACACCGUGUACUUGCGAAUAAAAUUCACGAGGAGGGGGAUGGAACGGACAACUCCCAGCCGAGUGAUUCUCAACCAAGUUCUUCAAUAAAUACAGUAAUUUGAAGAAAGAAAUUUCAUUGUUUCUAAUCGAACUUAUCGAAAUUUUUUUGAGACGGUUUAAGUUUAAGUUUAAAUCAAACACGAUUUUUAUUUAUUUAUUUUGUAUUAUAAAUUUAGACGGAUAUUUUGUGACACUUCGAAAAUCAAUGUUAAACGAUUUAAGGCUUGGGAU
This is a messenger RNA of Bolinopsis microptera, 955 nucleotides long. RefSeq lists its product as uncharacterized. Gene Ontology annotation, molecular function: potassium ion leak channel activity; outward rectifier potassium channel activity. The record is from RefSeq and is a predicted model, not a curated record. Gene Ontology annotation, cellular component: plasma membrane. NCBI's taxonomy places the organism in Eukaryota, Metazoa, Ctenophora, Tentaculata, Lobata, Bolinopsidae. Gene Ontology annotation, biological process: stabilization of membrane potential; potassium ion transmembrane transport. The transcript has 3 exons. Bases 115 to 786 code for a protein of 223 amino acids.